This is a messenger RNA of Gloeophyllum trabeum ATCC 11539, 690 nucleotides long. RefSeq lists its product as uncharacterized. The transcript has 2 exons. The coding region runs from base 1 to 690 and encodes 229 amino acids. NCBI's taxonomy places the organism in Eukaryota, Fungi, Basidiomycota, Agaricomycetes, Gloeophyllales, Gloeophyllaceae. The record is from RefSeq and is a predicted model, not a curated record.
AUGACAUCAGUCGCCGGCUCAGAUUCUGAAUCUCUUGAAGAUGCACCGAAACAUGCGAGUAUGGCGGUGCAUGCACUCAGUCCUGCGCAAGAGCGUCGCCUCGUGGACAACUUCGAAGAAAGGUUUCUAGAUAUUACGCGGGCUUUCAAGAAACGGACCCUUCCAGAUGCAACCCUCCCAACCCUGUCUUCAUAUCUGGAGGCCACCCACACAUUCCUGUCGCUCAUCCUCCAAAUUCCACCCGUUGGCAGGUCCGCCUCGUUACGGACGACGUUCCUUCUACGCCUCACAGGAGACGUCAUGACGUCCAUCACGGGUUACAAACCAGACCUCGAGUCCCUUCCAGCGCUGCUGGCGUGGAUGAAUGACCUCGAUGCUGGCUGGCUCACUGUCCUGCGCGGGCAGGCCUGGGACCCUGCGUCGCGUAGAGCCGUAAACGUCGCCUCGGCGGAGUCGGCGCGUCCAUCCAUGAACCAAACCGAGCGUACACGGCUAAGAAGCCUUCUGAUAACUGGAACGGAGAGAAUGGAAGAGUGGCUGGAGGAUCUGAACACCGAGGGUGAAGAUUACACUACCGCGCUGGAGCGGAUGGGAUUGCAGCAGGGUUUCGAAGACCUCUUUUUGGGGACGCUGAACGAGAUGGGGGGGUUGAAGGGAAAUGAUCCGGAAGGUAUGACGGGUACAUGUUGA